CCGCCUUCCACUCUUCGCUCGUUCCAACCCUAGCUGUCCCUUCCUCGGCGUUUUGGCUACGUCUAGGCUGCUGCCGCUGUUGCUGCGUCGUUGGCCCUGGUCCUAGUGUUGCUCGAUCAACUUUUUUAGUCUUUGCUUUCUUAUUUAUCAUUUAUCAUUUUUAUUUUUAUGUCGGUGCUUCAUCCAUCACCAGAGGUGGUCAUCGCUCUGGACCCUGUUACCCUCGGCGAAGUCCAGUUUGCUGGAGUUUAGGGUUCUCUCUGUUCUUGCACCAGCGGAAAAGUGCUUCUGAGUGAUGGCAGAUAGAGCGUGUGUGCAGCGGUUACAGAAGGAGUUUAGAGCACUGUGCAAGGAACCUGUCCCACAUGUUUUGGCACGACCAUCACCUACAGAUAUAUUGGAAUGGCAUUAUGUCUUGGAAGGAAGUAAAAAUACGCCAUUUGAAGGAGGAUUUGGUGAACCUAUAGGAGGCGUAUAUCAUGGCAAAGUUAAAUUUCCACCAGAAUAUCCGUAUAAACCUCCAGGCAUCAGUAUGAUUACACCAAAUGGGCGAUUUGCAACUCAGAAGCGGAUCUGUAUGUCUAUGAGUGAUUUUCAUCCAGAGACUUGGAAUCCAAUGUGGUCUGUUUCAAGUAUUUUGACUGGCCUUCUGUCUUUUAUGAUGGACAACACGCCUACAACAGGAAGCGUUUCAACCAGUGACGUGGAGAAGCAACGCUUAGCUCAGAAUUCUCUAGCGUUCAAUUGUAAGAGUGUUGUUUUUCGUAAAAUGUUUCCCGAAUAUGUGGAAAAGCACCUUGAGAGGCAGAGAGCUGCAGAGCAAGUCGUAGCAGAACAAGCGAAUCAAAAUGGAGUUCAUGUUUCUUGUACUUUAAAUUCCUCCGGACCUCAGUCUGAUACACUGACUACUGCCAACAAUGGGCAUGUUGAGAGAAAGGGCCGACAGCAAAAACCUUCGGAGAAAUUUCCAUUCUGGUUAACGGCACUCAUAGUGGCAGUUUUCGCCAGUAUCAUGGCAUUGCCUUUGCUAACUUUGGAUCUUACGCAUUCCUAACCCAUGAAUAGAUGCCAAAUGGGAUGAACCUAGCCUUGCAAUUCCUGUGCCUGCUGAAUCGUUUUGGGUCUUAAUUGUAAGCGAUCAAGUGAGCGAUGAGCGCAGAUUGCUGGGAGGUUUUAGCUUUUUAGUUCAGGACCAUGGGGUUUUCACGAGAACCCUUAUUGUAUGCUCUACCGGAUUCAAGGUAUUUGGUCUUCAAGUUGGAAGGAACUCUUAGCAUUUUGUCAGGGCCUGCAGUAAUGUAUUGCAGACGAUAUUUUGUAAUGGUUCAGUAGUUUGAACUGGUGUGCAUGGAGUAAAUAUGAUUUUUACGUUGCAAGUAGAUUCUUAA
Molecule: messenger RNA, 1388 nt
Organism: Physcomitrium patens
Lineage: Eukaryota; Viridiplantae; Streptophyta; Bryopsida; Funariales; Funariaceae
Product: ubiquitin-conjugating enzyme E2 34
Source: RefSeq, a predicted model, not a curated record